GCUAUAAAUGCACCUAUGCGCGGCCGGGGGACGGCACCGCGGCCAUGGGCGGCUGCAGCAUCCUCCUCCUCCUCCUCCGCCGGCUCCCCGGCCGCACCUGCGGCCGCGGCGCGUCCUCGCUGAGCGCUCUGCGGCCGGCGGAGACGCUGCCCGGGCCGCCCAGCUGGCCGCUGAUGGGCAGCCUGCCCGACGUGCUCUGGAAAGGGGGGCUCAAGCAGCACGAGACCCUGGCUCAGUACCACCGCAGGUUCGGGAAGAUUUUCCGCAUGAAGCUGGGCGCCUUCGACUCGGUGCACAUCGCGGCGCCCUGCCUGCUGGAGGCUCUGUACCGCCGCGAGAGCGCCUGCCCCCAGCGCCUCGAGAUCAAGCCCUGGAAAGCCUAUCGCGACUAUCGCGACGAGGCCUACGGGCUGCUCAUCCUGGAGGGAAAGGACUGGCAGAGGGUAAGAAGUGCCUUUCAGAAGAAAUUAAUGAAGCCCCGCGAAGUUGUGAAAUUGGACGCGACGAUCAAUGAGGUCCUGGAGGACUUUAUGUACAGAAUAGAUGAAGUUUGUGACCACAAUGGACAGAUGGAAGAUGUCUAUUCAGAAUUCAACAAAUGGUCUUUUGAGAGUAUCUGUCUGGUGCUGUAUGGAAAGAGGUUUGGCCUCCUGCAGCAGGACGUAGAAGAAGAAAGUCUGAACUUCAUCAAGGCUGUAAAAACGAUGAUGGCCACUUUCGGGAUGAUGAUGGUGACCCCUGUGGAGCUGCACAAGGGGCUCAACACCAAAGUCUGGCAAGCUCACACCAAAGCAUGGGAUGAUAUAUUUAAAACAGCCAAGCACUCCAUCGACAGCCGGCUGCAGAAGCACUCGGCCAACCCCCAGGGGGAUUUUCUGUGUGACAUCUACUCGGGGGGACACCUGUCCAGGAAGGAGCUCUACGCUGCCAUCGCUGAGCUGCAGAUCGCCGGCGUGGAGACGACAGCCAACAGUUUGCUGUGGGCUCUCUACAACCUUUCCCGCAACCCACACGUCCAGCAGAAGCUUUUCCAGGAAAUCCAGCGAGUUUUGGCUGCUCAGGAGAGCCCGAGUGCUGAGAGCCUGAGGAAUAUGCCCUACCUAAAAGCCUGUCUGAAAGAAUCCAUGAGAUUAACCCCAUCAGUGCCUUUCACCACCCGCACCAUCGACACAGAAAUGGUUCUGGGAAAUUACAUGCUGCCCAAAGGGACGGUGCUGAUGAUCAACAGCCACGCCCUGGGCUGCAGCGAGGACUAUUUCAGGGGCUGGGCUGAGUUCAGGCCCGAGCGCUGGCUGCACAAGGGCUCCAUCCAUCCCUUCUCCCACGUCCCCUUCGGCAUCGGCAGGAGGAUGUGCGUGGGGCGCCGCGUGGCCGAGCUGCAGCUGCACCUGGCCCUCUGCUGGCUGAUCCGCAAGUACCGGCUCGUGGCCACGGACCGGGCGCCGGUGGAGACGCUGCACUCGGGAAUCCUCGUCCCCAGCCGCGCGCUGCCCGUCGCCUUCCAGCCGCGAGGAGCUCGUGUUUUCGCAGGGAAUAUCCCGUGUUUCGCGCGGCUCCUGGCUCUGGAGUUGAUUUUGUGGCCACACUUUCUGUGCGUGACGCAGCUCAGAAAGGGGGAAAUCAGCACACACCCUCUGCUGCAGAAAAUAACAGCCAGGGUUUUGUUAGAACUUCUCCACUGCGUUCCCAGAAAGUAUUUCCUGGAAAAAGCCAUUUGAUCUGGGGCAUCAGUUUGCAGAUUUAAAGGAACUGCUCACUGCAGAGUUUAGAUAACAAAACUUCAUUUGAGGCAGAAGGACAGAGAAGAAUCUACUUGUAAAUCGUUAUGCAGUGUUGCAACUUAAAUAUUUUGAAUGUAAAAUUUUCUCUCUCACAAGUUUAUGCAAAUGAGCUAACAAAAUAACUUAUUUGUGCAACAACCUAAACAGAGAAAACAAGUUUCUGAUCUAGAAUGAAAGACUCCAAUUAGAAAUCCAGGACAUUUCAAUACUGAGGAAGUUAUUUUUUUGCCAGCCAACACCACAGAAAAAAAUAUAUCUCCCAGUAUAAUCUGAAUAUUCACUCCUUUAACUGAAGUUUGUUCA
Messenger RNA from Vidua chalybeata, 2084 nucleotides. RefSeq names its product 1,25-dihydroxyvitamin D(3) 24-hydroxylase, mitochondrial. The record is from RefSeq and is a predicted model, not a curated record. Lineage: Eukaryota; Metazoa; Chordata; Aves; Passeriformes; Viduidae. Gene Ontology annotation, cellular component: mitochondrial inner membrane. Gene Ontology annotation, biological process: cellular response to peptide hormone stimulus; C21-steroid hormone biosynthetic process; cortisol metabolic process. Gene Ontology annotation, molecular function: monooxygenase activity; iron ion binding; heme binding.